UUUUCAAUCCAGCGUGUGGAUGGGUCUCUUGACACAAAACGGAGCGUGUGUUUUGCCUGCUCCUUCUCGUCUCCUUGAGUUUGAAGCCUUAUGUAGGUCAGGCUUGGCUUAAGCAGAUUUCCUGAACCUGCGUCAGCUUAAGCUGAAGGAAUUUUAAUAAACCCUCCCUUGUAGGCGUGGGCCUAAAUGAGACAAGCCUAGUUAAGCCUGAUCUUUUUUUCCCCCUGUUUGUGAAAAAGAGCUGAGCAGAGCUGGGAUCUGCCUGGUGCUUUCCGGCACUGCUUCUUCAGGCUGGAGGGAAGGAUGGUGGGGAAGGCCAGAUCCUCGAAUUUCACCUUGUCGGAAAAGCUUGAUUUGCUGAAACUUGUCAAGCCGUAUGUAAAAAUUCUCGAACAGCACACCAACAAGCACUCAGUCAUAGUGGAGAAAAACAAGUGCUGGGACAUCAUUGCUGAUAGCUACAAUGCCAUCGGAGUAGACCGCCCUCCGCGCACGGCGCAGGGCCUGCGCACGCUGUACAAGAGGCUCAAGGAAUACGCCAAGCAGGAGCUCCUGCAGCAGAAGGAGACCCACUCCGACUACAAGAGCUACAUCUCUGAGCCGACUAAGAAAGUUGUGGAGAUGAUCCCCCAGAUCUCCAGCGUGUGCUUGAGGGAGAGAAACAGCCUGCCAUGUGCUGCCUUGGAUAAAGAAACCCUUGCAACUACCAGUUCACCACAGUCCAUGUUAGAGCACCAUGCUGCAGCCAUCACUCUGGAGCUGGAUCAAGAGGAGGAGGAUGUCAAGCCGCCUCCCUCGUUGAUUGUGGAGCUGCAGCCACAGGAGGCCUUGGAGCAAAGAGACCAAGAGCACCUGGUCCACGUCAUGGAGAGGUCUCCCUCCACCUCCCUGUCUUCGGUUGAUAUAAGGAUGCUAUCUCCGUCCCCUAUCCCCAGAAGAGAUGAAUUUUUCAGGCUGGAAAGUGGGGAUCGAUUUCGGUCCACGUGUGGGGCCUACGGUCCACAGAUGUUGCAAAUGCUAAAAGAAGAGCAUCACAUAAUUUUGGAAAAUCAGAGGAAAAUUGGGCUGUAUAUUCAAGAAAAGAGGGAUGGCUUGAAAAGAAGGCAGGAGCUGGAAGAAGAGCUGUUGAGAGCAAAAAUUAAAGUAGAAAAGUUAAAGGCGAUACGACUACGACGUGAUCUUCCUGAAUUCAACAGUUUCUGAAUAUUUAGCAGUUUGGUUGCACAAAACCAGGGUUACUUUGUAACUCCUUUUGACCUAGAAACGGUUAUUUGCCAUGUUAAUUUGGACGGAUCAAAAGCCAGUCUUGAAUGAAAUGAGUGCAUGGUUUCCAUUUUGUGUUUCAUGCAAAUUUGCAAAAGCAAUUCAAAGCCAUCUUUCCACUGGUCUUUCCAGCUUUUCAGAUCUGAAGUAGAACCAGAUCUGAGACUCUUUAAAAAGAGUCCUUUGAAAUCUUGUGCAUAUUACUGUUAGCGAAAACAAAUGAUAAUUUAUGCAGCUGUUAAAAAAACAUGCUAACUUUUUUUCUGGAGCGACUCUUA
Molecule: messenger RNA, 1541 nt
Organism: Euleptes europaea (tarantolino)
Lineage: Eukaryota; Metazoa; Chordata; Lepidosauria; Squamata; Sphaerodactylidae
Gene: FSBP
Product: fibrinogen silencer binding protein
Exons: 2
Coding region: 304-1203 (299 amino acids)
Source: RefSeq, a predicted model, not a curated record